Messenger RNA from Cheilinus undulatus (humphead wrasse), 3888 nucleotides. It is a transcript of the gene rtkn2a, whose product is annotated as rhotekin 2a. The record is from RefSeq and is a predicted model, not a curated record. Gene Ontology annotation, biological process: positive regulation of cell population proliferation; hemopoiesis; signal transduction. NCBI's taxonomy places the organism in Eukaryota, Metazoa, Chordata, Actinopteri, Labriformes, Labridae. The transcript is spliced from 13 exons. The coding region runs from base 3 to 2177 and encodes 724 amino acids.
ACAUGGACGACCCGCGGGAUGUUCAAAUUUCCAAGCGAAACGGGAGCUCUAGGUCGCUCUUAUCGGCCGGUUCUGCGGUGGCAAUGGAGAUUAAACGAAAGAAAAUACGACAAAGUUCCUUAUUCCUUCAAACAGAGACCAAAAGCAUGAAACGAUGUCCCAGUCUUCUUAAUGACACACAGCAGAUAGUAGAGGAUAUGAAUUUGUUGUACAUACGACAGAUUUCUAAGAAGCUACAGAACACUGAUAUACAAGACAAGCUUGACUUUGAGAUGCGAAUGCGCGAUGGUGCCUACAAGCUGCUCCUGGCCUGCAGCAAGAGGGAACAGAUUCUCAAUGCCUCCAAGAACCUGCUGACCUGCAACGCCAGGAUCAAGGCUUAUCUCACACAGCUGCAGAAGAAGAAAGAGGAGCAGGACAUGAUGGGAGCAGAUGGGAGACUCUCAGGUGCAUUCUCUGAUGAACGUGUGCCCUGUAGUGGGACACUUGCCUUGUCUGGGCUGCGUAUUCCAUUGAUGUGGAGGGAUUCAGACCACUUUAACAACAGAGGGAGCUCUCGUCGAGUGGCGUUGUUCUGCCUGAUGCAGAUUGGCUCAGAGGUGUUUGAUACAGAGAUGGUGGUGGUGGACAGAUCAGUCACUGAUGUCUGCUUUGAGGGAGUCACUAUCUUUAAAGAUGUAGGUCCUCUGUUCGAGCUGAAGGUGGAGCUGUGGAGCUGUGCUGUGGAGGAAGAGCUCACUCUUGUUAACACGCCAAAGAAGCUGGCCAAGAAGCUCCGCAAUUCCUUUGGAAAGUCAACUGGGAAGAAACUCUGCCAUCUGCUGGACAGUCAGGACCCUGACACCUUCCUGCAGAACAACCCCAUACCAGUUGGAGCCAGGUACAGCCUGCUGGCCUACACCACACUGUGUUUGCCUGAGGCUGAAGGCAGCUUUCAGUCACACUCCCUCAUUGUCCUCCAAAACGCCGAGUGGUCAUCCUGGCUUCCACUUUAUGGAAACCUCUGCUGCCGGUUGGUGGCCCAGCCUGCCUGCAUGACACAGAGCAUGAUGACUGGCUACCUGAACCAGAAGCAAAGUGUGGAGGGGAUGUACCGCUGCUGCAGUCUUUACUGUGUGCUGAGUGCUGGCUUUUUGUCCUGUUACUUCACCCCAGAAGAAAUUGAGGCUAAGAUGCAGCCUUCUCUUAAUGUGCCCAUCAACAAGAGCACUCAGAUCUGUGUUAUGGAGAAGGAGUCAGCAGGGCAGAGAUCCAGGAGUCUGUCCAUCAUGAACCCUUCACCAGAGGGAUCUCAGACUGUCAUCUUCAGCACAGAAACCAGAGAGGAGCUGGACACCUGGAUGGAUGCACUCAAUCAGCACCUCUACGACCAGAGCCAGUGGCUGCACUGCUGCAAUCAACUAAUGAAGAUUGAGGUUGCAUCACCACGGAAACCAUCACUUUUCCUCACCAAGCAGGCUGACUUGGUUUACAAUGACCUCAGCAUCAAUUCACCUGGAAAGUUUGAGAGCAUCACAGACAUGAUUCACAACAAGAUUGAAGAAACAGAUGGCCACUUUCUCAUCGGUCCUGAGAAGGAGAAGGAAGCGCCUAACUGGUCAACUCUGUUUGAUGGCUCUCAUUCGAUGGUGGUGCAGAAGAGUAUUCUGUCUAAGAGUAAAACCUCCACUCCAUGCUCAAGCCCAAACAUGAGCACCACAUCUACACCGUCCAGCAACAAGAAGCGCCGUGCACCACCUCCUCCCUCCGACAGAAAGCCUUAUGCUCCUCCCAGCCAUCCUGUCAGACCUCCCCUGCCUGCCUCUCUUCAUCCUCCUCCUGCUCCUCCGUACCAGGAGAAGGAAAACUCAGGCAUUUGUUCUGCACGCCCAGCCACACGGUCCAAAACUGGCAGACCAUCUCUGGAUGCCAAAUUCUCCGCCAUUAUCCAGCAGCUCCAGCGUAACAAUGCUGGAGGUGGCGGAGCCAUCAGCCGCAAAAACGCCCCUCUGGGCGUCCUUGAUGUGCAACCACAGAGCCAGCCUCUCCAGCAGCUCGAGUACCAGACCGCUGAAGCCACAGGGGACCAUGGCUUUUUCAGACCCAGUCAUGGUCCUGGUCCUGUUCCUGCACCAAGGAGCAAACUGAGAAAGUCUUUCAGGGAAAGGAUGAACCUCAAAGCCUUCGACCAUAUCUAGAUUUAUCUGACUAACCCUACCUAACCUCUAAUACAUGUAAUUCUAAAAGCUUUGUAACCAUAGAAUUAAAUAUCCCAUGACAUUUGACUUUACCUCAGUAACAAUAAUGUGAUAUUUUUGGCAUGACUAUGGCUGUGAACUUAAAACAUUUCAAGAAAUAGUUUGACAUAAAGGGAAUGUGCUUAUAUGCAAACCACAUGCCAUUGACCCAAGGCCCAUAACCCUGGCUAGUUCUCAUGUAAAGUCCACACUAAACCCCAACAUUGAAACUAGUUAGUUUGAUACUCAAGUUAUGUCAUUGCGUGCUUGCACCUCAAAAGCAUAAACUCCAUCAUAACUGGCGUAAUGUCCAAACUACCCAAAAUAUUGUUGAAAUUACAUUUUAACUUCAUGUGGAAAAUCAGGACACUUGUUUUAAUGCAGUGUUUGUUACAGUGUUGCCUCUCCUGCCCUAAUUAUCUUUAAAUAGUCUAAUGGCUGGUAAUGACAUUUUUUAACUGUCGUUAACCCACAAACAGCGACAAAAAUCUAGGUCCUCCAUGUAAAAUGGGACAAAGCAUUAUGAUUACGUGAAAACACCCUUCAUUUAAGUGUCAAAUAGCAACAGUUACAUCUAGGGGAAAGGUGGAGUCUUUAACCAAAACACAAGGUUAUUUAACAAUAUUACAAAGAACUAAAUUAUAAUCCAAACAGUACUGCAUUUUACUGGUUUAAUACAUAAGAAAGGAUUUCAUCAUAAAUUAGGAGUUUAAGAGAUGAUCAAAGGCAACUUUUGUUAUCUUCCAUACAGUCAGGCUAACUGCUUCCCACAGGCACUCAGUCUUUAUACAAAGCUUAAGUUAUCAUCUCAAGGCGCUGACUUUAUUUUUGACUAAUAGAUUAGAGUGGAAUCAAUCUUCCCAAUUCACUUUCCUCAAAUGUCAAACCUUAUCUAUGACCUAAAGUUUGGGUGGGUGAUGUUGUCUAUGAAAGAAAGACCCUCACAUUGUCCAUCAUGACAAACCCAAAUCCCAGCUGACACCUCAUGCCACAGUAUCAAAAUUGUAUUGACACCCCUCCAGCUCCAUUACUCAUUUCUAAACUUUCUCAUGUGCAGCUAACCCUUGGAUGAAAUACAGAGCUGAAUGUUGGCUCAAGCCUUGCUGUCAUCAAUCCCACUAAAAUGGAAAAGGCUUAUUUCUCAGCUCUGUCACUGGAACAUGGAGCAAAGAAAGAGCCCUUGCAAAGGCACUCAAAUUGGAAUUGAUCCAUUGGCCAAGUGUGGACGAGUCAUUCCUUUUGGAACUAUUGACUUAUUCCACUCACUGUGACAAUUUUAUGACCACUAUAGCUGAUUUUAAGGGAACAAGAUUUUAGGAGCAAUUGCAGGCACUAAUGUGACUUCUCCAUUUCCCAGAGGUCUUUAUAAUGGAGUGACCUUGGUAUUCAGAGGCUGCACAGUGUGUCCAACAUAAUUUAACACUGCAGCCCUUAAAUGCUCAGAGCAUAAUUGAAUGAAUGAGUCUUUUGAGUGGCUGAAAUAAUGAAUGGCCUUGUGUUUGUGUUUAAAACAUAUCCAAUACUGAAAACCACUAAAUGUUUUAACCACUUAACAAUCACAUGCUGAAGAAUGGUCUUCGUAAUAACACAGAAUGUGAACAACAUUAGAUACUUUCUCUGAAACUGCCUGGCAAGAUGAAGCAGUAUGGUGAAAGCUACAAUCCCAUUUUAU